Harmonia axyridis is the source of this 1246-nucleotide messenger RNA. RefSeq names its product NFU1 iron-sulfur cluster scaffold homolog, mitochondrial-like. Gene Ontology annotation, molecular function: iron-sulfur cluster binding; iron ion binding. The transcript is spliced from 6 exons. Bases 103 to 852 code for a protein of 249 amino acids. Lineage: Eukaryota; Metazoa; Arthropoda; Insecta; Coleoptera; Coccinellidae. The record is from RefSeq and is a predicted model, not a curated record. Gene Ontology annotation, biological process: iron-sulfur cluster assembly. Gene Ontology annotation, cellular component: mitochondrion.
UUUUCUACUUAUCCCUUAACCUAAAAAUUGUGUGAAGUCUUCAUUUGGAUAAAUUCAAAUACAGCUGGAAAACAUUGGAGUGAACUCCCAAAAUUGUAAAUAAUGUGGAAAACUUUACUGAAUACUCGCCUACUAAAACAGGAAAUAUCUCAUUCUGGAAGGAAUAUCUUCCCUGGGUUGAUGAAUCGCUUGAUUUCGAGUACUUCCAAAUUGAACAUGUUUAUACAAACCCAAGAAACUCCUAACCCAAACAGCCUUAAAUUUUUACCAGGUACUAAAGUCCUUGAUAACGGUCAAACAAUAGAUUUUCCGAAUGGUCAAGCAGCUUACUGUUCCCCUCUUGGAAAACUGCUCUUCAGAAUUGACGGUGUUAAAAGUGUGUUUUUGGGACCAGAUUUUAUUACCGUCACCAAACUAGACGAUGAAGUAGAAUGGAAACUUCUAAAACCAGAAAUAUUUGCUACUAUAAUGGAUUUUUUUGUUAGUGGUCAACCAGUUUUGAAAGAUGUCCAACCUAAUACUGACACUCAAAUCAAUGAAGAUGAUAGUGAAAUUGUUCAAAUGAUUAAAGAAUUACUAGACACACGAAUUAGACCAACUGUGCAAGAAGAUGGAGGUGACAUACUUUUCCUGGGAUAUGACAAUGGAAUUGUGAAAUUAAAAAUGCAAGGUGCAUGUACAAGCUGUCCCAGUUCUAUUGUGACUCUUAAAAAUGGCGUUCAGAAUAUGUUGCAAUUCUAUAUUCCUGAGGUUAUUAGUGUAGAACAAGUUAAAGAUGAAGUUGAUGAAAUAGCAGAAAAAGAAUUUGAAAAAAUAGAGAAAAAACUACAAAGUGAGAAACCUGAUGCUUAAUUUUUGUUAUAUCAUUUUUAUUUUCAGUAUGCAAUCCUCAACAGUUACUUCUAGGAUAAUUCCAUAUCGGUGAUUUAUUGAAAUUCUUUUGAAUUUCGACUCACCAUGUCGGAUAUACCUUCAUAUUCAAGGUAUCUUUAUUAAUUGUUCAUCAUUUGAUUAUCAGCAUUGAAUGAUAACUGGAUAUGUCGACAAAUUUUUUCUUUACUAAAAAAAGCACAAGAUGCUGUAUAGACACGACAUUUAUCCAUAAUUAAUAGUUUCUAUUCUUAAAAAAGAGUCCAAACAAUUGAAUUUGGAUCUUCAUUGAAAAUCAGUUAUUUAUGACUUGCUAUGUAUUCUAUUUAACAUCAUAUGUUGAAUUUCAUCAAUAAAAUGAAGAAAAAUAAUUGAC